Molecule: messenger RNA, 744 nt
Organism: Oryzias latipes (Japanese medaka)
Lineage: Eukaryota; Metazoa; Chordata; Actinopteri; Beloniformes; Adrianichthyidae
Gene: lamtor2
Product: late endosomal/lysosomal adaptor, MAPK and MTOR activator 2
Biological process (GO): positive regulation of TOR signaling
Molecular function (GO): molecular adaptor activity; guanyl-nucleotide exchange factor activity
Source: RefSeq, a predicted model, not a curated record
UCUAAAUGUACCGGAAAAGGAAACAGAAGAAGAAUCGAGUCAGCUGACUUUGCUCUGUUAUUGAGCAGUUCUCUCUUCUUUUUUAAGCCCCGUGUUUAUUCAGUCAGAUCAUUUUUCUGGGUUUUUUCUCCUGAGAGAGGUCGGCCAUGUUGCGACCCAAAGCGCUGACGCAAGUUCUCAGCCAGGCGAACACGAACGGCGUCCAGAGCACCCUCCUACUGAACAACGAAGGCUCCCUCCUGGCGUACUCCGGUUACGGCGACACAGACGCUCGAGUGACCGCUGCCAUCGCCAGCAACAUCUGGGCCGCCUACGACAAGAACGGCCACCAGGCCUUCAACGAGGACAAACUCAAGUUCAUCCUCAUGGACUGCAUGGAAGGGAGAGUGGCCAUAACGCAUGUGGCUAACCUGCUGCUUUGCAUGUACGCCAAAGAGACGGUGGGCUUCGGGAUGCUGAAAGCAAAGGCGGAGGCGCUGGUGCAAUACCUGGAGGAGCCGCUGACUCAGGUGGCGGCAUCGUAGUGAAGAGUGCUUGAUCUGAGGCCUUUGCGGACUUCUGUAACUUUCUGCUUUUCAUCUGUGUGGGUGUGAGUCUCUCCAAAAUGUCCUCCAUUCUGCCCCCUGCUGCUCAGAAACGGAUCAUUUUGGAUUCUGGCAGAACUUUGGAAAAUCGUGCUUUUCUGCAUUUACAAUUAUCAUGCUUUUAUUUUGAAGGUUAAUAAAAAUGUUGGUUUAAAAGUUG